Messenger RNA from Colletotrichum costaricense, 333 nucleotides. RefSeq lists its product as uncharacterized. NCBI's taxonomy places the organism in Eukaryota, Fungi, Ascomycota, Sordariomycetes, Glomerellales, Glomerellaceae. The record is from RefSeq and is a predicted model, not a curated record. The transcript is spliced from 2 exons. Bases 1 to 333 code for a protein of 110 amino acids.
AUGAAACCUGUAGCGCUUGUGGCCAUAUCGUUUUACGUAGCUACCGCGUCGCCUGCAACUCUCGGUAAAGUUGGUAGCCCCGGUAGUUCCCCUGCAUCAACCAAAGUUGCUAGCGGCAGUUCAGGCGGUGGUGGAAGUGGUGAAAGUGGCGAAGGAGGCGGAGGAAGGGUAGGAGGAGAAGGAGAAGAUUCUGACGGCAGCAAUAGAGCUUCACCAACGCACAGAGGUACAGCUUCAGGCGCAGCGAUCGUACAAGUCCCAACGGCCAGUGUCCAGGCCGUCCGGUCCGGCAAGUGGGUGCUGGUUAUCGCCGGCUUGCUGAUGGUCUUGUAG